AGAAAAUUGAGGAUGGGACUUGAGAAGCUAGCUUGCAAGUUAUGAUUAAACAGGAAAAAUUACCAGAGAAGCUUGAAACAGUUGGUGCAUUUCAAAAGCUGCCCAUGGUGAUGCAAUCUUUUGAUAUUCUUUACUCAGCAAUAAAGAAGGCCAAGAGAGUUUCUCCAACUAAGGGCGUUGCCAACAUUGCAAAGCGAGAGAGAAAUAGCGGUGCAAAGCAGCUUGAUGCGCUGAUGAAAGAAUUGGCAGCUCCUUUGAGGACUUACAUGGAGAGUUUUCCAAAGAGACAUACUAUUCAUCCAUAUGAGCGAUCUCUUAUUGAAUUGACUCUUGGAGAUGGAAAUUAUCAUUAUAUUAUAUCAAGAAUUAUUGUUAUAAGGUGUUUAUGUGCUGAGACGAACUUCAAAGAAAAAAAUUUGGCAACAGUUUGCAAGAGAUAG
This is a messenger RNA of Humulus lupulus (European hop), 440 nucleotides long. RefSeq lists its product as uncharacterized. Gene Ontology annotation, biological process: ribosomal large subunit biogenesis. The transcript has 6 exons. The record is from RefSeq and is a predicted model, not a curated record. Gene Ontology annotation, molecular function: GTPase activity; RNA binding. Lineage: Eukaryota; Viridiplantae; Streptophyta; Magnoliopsida; Rosales; Cannabaceae. Gene Ontology annotation, cellular component: nucleolus. The coding region runs from base 42 to 440 and encodes 132 amino acids.